AAUAGCAAUGCAUCAAGUAAAAUUACAACAAGUUCCUAUUAUUCACCGAAGAACCACAAUUAUUAUAUCAACAAUUAAAAAAGCAUGAAGUUUAUCAUUUGCUUGACCAUCUUGUCAUUGGCUGUAGCCGGUGUUUUAUCCUGUGAUCCCGAUGGCAAUAAUGAACCUCAAUGUUCUGCAAACAAUUUAAAUGUACCCAUUCGUAACUUCUGGGAUCCCACUCACUAUUGGUUAUGUAAAUCGGCCGGUGCUGCUGCUGAAUCGGUACGUUGUCCCGAUUCUCAAGGUUUCGAUUCCGCUAAGGGUGAAUGCGUUUCAUUCGAAGAAUGGCAAUGGGUUGAACCAUGUCCAGAAGCCGAUGCUUAAUAGAAAAUAUAUGUACUUGUAUAAUUUAUUAAAAGAAAAUAGCCAAAUAUAUAUUUAGCAGAUUCAUUCAACUUUUCCAGCAGUAA
Lucilia cuprina (Australian sheep blowfly) is the source of this 452-nucleotide messenger RNA. RefSeq lists its product as uncharacterized. The coding region runs from base 85 to 366 and encodes 93 amino acids. Lineage: Eukaryota; Metazoa; Arthropoda; Insecta; Diptera; Calliphoridae. The record is from RefSeq and is a predicted model, not a curated record. Gene Ontology annotation, molecular function: chitin binding. The transcript is spliced from 2 exons.